Molecule: messenger RNA, 1157 nt
Organism: Ahaetulla prasina
Lineage: Eukaryota; Metazoa; Chordata; Lepidosauria; Squamata; Colubridae
Gene: IZUMO4
Product: IZUMO family member 4
Exons: 13
Coding region: 1-831 (276 amino acids)
Source: RefSeq, a predicted model, not a curated record
AUGAGGUGUCUCCCGUACGAAGAGAGUCAAUUGCCGACGCGGGCAGAGCCUCGCGUGCAUCCAUACCUGCCUCGGGGUCUUGACGAACCUUCCCAACGCGGGAGAAACAGCCUCGCUCUCUUGCUCUCUCUCCGCAGCCCGAAAAGGCGUCCGUCCGCCCUGCAGUGCAACUCCAAUUUCUCCACCCACUUUGCCUCUUAUGUCCCAAAAUUGAGCCGCAAGUCUUGGGGGCUCGGUGUCGUGCCAGUAGCAGGACGGAGACUGCGGGGCUGGGUUGAAGAUACUCUUCAUGAAUUGAACCUCAAGAUUCCCCCCGACAUACCUGUGGAGAAGUUGCACACCAUAGCUACCACGGUGUAUGGAAAACUUGAUAUGUUGUUCAAAAACCACACCUACAAACCAGGUGAUCUUCCAAAAAAACUGGACUCUAUUUUUGAAGAACAAAUCAAAAUGCUACAGGAUGCCAUCAUUGAAAGCAGAAUCACCUGCGAAAACCACUGUGGCUUAAACCACUAUGACGCUAUUUCCUGUAAGACAUGCAAUGCAACCAAACCAACUUGCUUUGGCUAUAACUGCAGCUCCUCAGACAAAUGGAAAGAUGCCUUGAAUGAACUCUAUGACUAUGUGAAGGGCUUGAACAAGGAACCAGAGGUGUGGGCGUCGGCCCUAAGACAGGUCCCUACGUUUAGUCAUUGUACUGCCGAAAGCCCGGACACACUGAAUUUUACAAGCAUAGGAGAUACUCUGUCAAAAAACUGGCUCAAAAUGAUGGCUUUGAAGGAUAUGGAAGAGGACACCACUCUCUUAAAUCUACUUGAGCCCAAUUGUUGAAUUGCUGAGUUGCUGUUUCUUCUGUGUAACACAAAUGUGACACACAAAAUAAAGUGAAGAGAUCCAUCCAAAUGGCUAUCCUGAUGAUUAAUCCCACUAUAUUCGCAUGCAAAUUGAAGAAGUUUAUUUUCUUAAUAUCUCUGUUCCCCAGCAGUGUGGAAAAUGUCUUGGAGCCUUUCUGAAACCAAAUGGAUAAAAAAAGAAAAAUAAUGAUAGGCUCCCUCUUACUGGUCAAAUUAAAGUGAUUGGGUGAAGGCAGCAAUGAUGGCUAUUCACAAUCUUACAAAAGGAACCAUGAUUAAAACUCCUUUAAAACCUGGAUUUCA